CAAAAGUCGAAGGAUUUCAGGCAGAAAAUUGUACCAAAACCUGGGAAAAAUGUAUUUGUUUCGAGAACCAGAGCAGGAAAAACAUUUUGUUAUGCAGCAUCAGCAUUGAUAAGAUCUGGUCUAACAGUUGUAUUAUCUCCAUUAAAGGCAUUAAUAGAUGACCAAUUGAUUGAAUUUAUAAACAUAGGAGUCCCAUCUGCAAAACUAUAUAGAUUUGAAAAGCAAUUGUUGACCUACCAAGAAAAAUUUUUAUCUGAAAUUGGUUCUGGAUUAACUCACAUUUUGAUUGUCACUACUGAAAAAUUUACUAAUAAUUUUACCUUUUGGAAUAUGUUAAAAUCAAUUAAAUCUUCUAGAGGAUUAUCAUUCAUU
Entrophospora candida is the source of this 372-nucleotide messenger RNA. NCBI's taxonomy places the organism in Eukaryota, Fungi, Glomeromycota, Glomeromycetes, Entrophosporales, Entrophosporaceae. The record is from the annotation of a GenBank genome assembly.